Molecule: messenger RNA, 672 nt
Organism: Lycium ferocissimum
Lineage: Eukaryota; Viridiplantae; Streptophyta; Magnoliopsida; Solanales; Solanaceae
Product: putative F-box protein At5g62660
Exons: 1
Coding region: 1-672 (223 amino acids)
Source: RefSeq, a predicted model, not a curated record
AUGGACCCUUUGAGUAAAGAUUACAAAGUUGUAUGGAUAAGAGAUUACUUUUGGAAAGAAGAAACAUUUACAAGAAGUGCAUCAGCUGUUGUUUCAGUGUAUAGACUAAGUACUGAUUCUUGGAGGCAUUUUGAGGACACUACAUUUUUGAGUAGUCAUAUAGUUAUGUCAUAUUUUGAUUCAUAUCUUGAUGGAUUUUAUUACUGGAAGAAAAUUGAUGCUGAACAGAACUGUGAAAUUCUUGCAUUUGAUUUUAGAAAUGAAACGUUUCAAGUUAUACAAACUCCAGAUGUGUUCAAUUCAAAUUUGGGAACACUUGGUUUGUAUGAUGGUUGUGUUUCUAUGUUCUUUCAUUUUGUUGUUCAGAGCAAAACAUGUAUUGAGAUUUGGGUGAUGGAAAGGUUUGGAUUUUGGACUAAAAGAUUGGUUCUUGAAUCACCCUUGAUAGUUGAAAGACCAAUUGGAUAUGGUGCCAAAGGGGAGAUUUUUCUUGAAACUACAUCAUCAAAUCUUACAAUGAUUGAUCCAAGAACACAAGAAAUUGCUAAGUGCACUGAACCACUGGGAAAUAAUGGCUACUCUUUGCAAGUUCUUGGGUACAAGAAGAGCUUAGUUUCCAUCAAGAAAUUGACCAGUAGUAACUUAACCAGAGGUCUGGAGUUCGAACUCUGA